Molecule: messenger RNA, 1308 nt
Organism: Prunus dulcis (almond)
Lineage: Eukaryota; Viridiplantae; Streptophyta; Magnoliopsida; Rosales; Rosaceae
Product: activating signal cointegrator 1 complex subunit 2 homolog
Exons: 2
Coding region: 1-1308 (435 amino acids)
Source: RefSeq, a predicted model, not a curated record
AUGGCCAAGUUCGCCAACUCUUUCGACCUGCUGGGCGAGACCGAAGACAUCGAUGUCAAGGAACUCAUCAGCGCGGUUGAUGAGAGGGCCGAGUUUUUGGAGGUGAAGAAGAAGGCGAUAGAGUCGGCGAAGAAGAAGGCGAUGGAGGAGGAGAAGAGGAAGAAGGAGGCGAUAGAGGCGGCGGAGAAGAGGAAGAAGGAGAAUAAUAAUGGGUUUUACAGAAGAGGCCAGAACAGCCAAAGGGAUUUCAAUUCCCAGAAUUUUCGUGCUGCGCCGAAAUCUGCUGAUGAUACUAGAUCUGUCUCCAGUGCUGCUAGCAUUGUAUUGUCAGAGAUAUCUUUUGGGAGCUUUUGCAAAGCGGAUUUUGAAGAGUUGAUGAAGAAGAAGAAGAAGGAGACUGAAGUUGUUGUGGAGGAUGGAAAGAAAAAGUCAAAUAUCAAUGGAAGUCUGAGGAGAAAACUGAAGAAGAAGAGGAACGAGGAGAAAAGCCACAGCGAGAAUGCAGCAGCUGCUGGUGAUACUACUGGUGCUGCUGUGACUGCUCCUGUUCAGAACAAGCCUACUCUUUCAUACACUUUGAAAGAAUAUGAGAAGAUGAAUAUGAAGAAGAGUGAGAAUCAAGAAACCGCUGUCGAACAGCCGCCUCAGCCUGCACAACGGCAUCCCGAGCAGCCUCAAGACCACCAUCCUGCACAAUGGCAGACCAAGCAGUCUGCACAACAGAAGGCCAAGCAGUCUGCACAACGGCAAACCAAGCAGCCUCAAUACCGCCAUCCCCCACAGCCUGCACAACAGCAACCCCAGCAGCCUCAAUACCGCCAUCCGGCACAACGGCAGACCAAGCAGUCUGCACAACGGCAGCCCAAGCAGCCUCAAAACCGCCAUCCACCGCAGCCUGCACAACAGCAGCCCAAUCAGUCUGCACAACGGCAGCCCAAUCAGUCUGCACAACGGCAGCCCAACCAGCCUGCACAACGGCAGCCCAACCAGCCUGCACAACAGCAGCCCAAUCAGCCUGCACAACAACAGCAGCCCAACCAGCCUGCACAACAGCAGCCCAAUCAGUCUGCACAACAGCCGCCCAACCAGCCUGCACAACAGCAGCCCAAUCAGCCUGCACAACAGCAGCAGCUUAAUAACAGGAAUGACGGCUCCUGGAAUCCAGUGAAGGAUCGUAGACGGCGGCGAGAUUGGGUUAACUAUAACUCUGAUGGUAGGUUUGAAGAAAGUUGUUCUCGACAGGCCAGGGUUGCGAAUAAGGAAUUUUUGAUAAAUCCUGCUGAAUUUCCAACCCUGAGCAGUAAAUAA